UUCUAUGCGUCCGAAUGUUACAUCGCAGUUGUCCAUGGGUUAUGGCCUGCAGGGUUCUCCAUCCCUUGCCCGGCGACUAAGUUCAGCAUCACCUGCGGCACUGACAGGACACCAGGGAUCGCAUGAUGUGGUGGUGCAAGUGGCUCUGCUAUGCUCAGACAUACACUUGCAGGAAGAACUCAGGUUACAGGGCAUAGAAACGGAAACCCCUGAGGAACUGUAUCCGUUCACUGUGCUCAAAGCCAGCGAGCUGGGCAAAGCGUACGUUUAUUUGGGACGCGAUGACAAACAGAUACUCAGCGGUCGACCGCUGCGAGACAUUGGCAUACUCAGCACCUGCAAGGUCUAUCGAAGUAGGGGACAG
Molecule: messenger RNA, 364 nt
Organism: Sphaeroforma arctica JP610
Lineage: Eukaryota; Ichthyosporea; Ichthyophonida
Exons: 2
Biological process (GO): glycogen metabolic process
Cellular component (GO): phosphorylase kinase complex
Molecular function (GO): calmodulin binding
Source: RefSeq, a predicted model, not a curated record